UAUUUCAUAUAUAUUUUUAAAAUAAUUACGUUGUAAAACUCAUUAUUAUACUCUCAUUUAUAUUUAAUUAAUCUUUCCUGUAAGCUCCAACCUGCAUAUACGGCACAUGCAGGUCGGUUCGGAGAAAAAGGUAUUAGCUUCAGCUGUGCAGGAAAUUAUAGUAAAUUAAACUAAUCUUAAAGGGGAAGUGACCAGUAUUUAUACACGAACGAUCUUCUUUGUCAAGCAGCCAUAAACACAGUCGAUUUCUGAUCCAAAAACAGAAGCUUUUUCAGAGUUCCUUUUCCAAAUUCUUUCAUAAAGAAAAAUGACGAUGAUAGAGAUGAGAGUACACAUGGAUUGCGCAGGCUGCGAGAGCAAGGUUAAAACUGCCCUACAGAAACUAAAAGGUGUGGAUGAUGUUGAUAUCGACAUGGGGUUGCAGAAGGUGACGGUCACCGGAUGGGCUGAUCAGAAAAAGGUGCUGAAAACGGUUCGAAAGACAGGAAGAAGGGCAGAGCUAUGGCAAUUACCCUAUAAUCCAGAGCAUCAUAGCGAUGCGACUUACUAUUAUGAUCAACACCAGGUUAAUGGUCCCUUGAACUACUAUGCCCCUCAGCCUUCAUCUUCUUACAACUACCAUAAGCAUGGAUAUGAUAGCAGUGAUCAUAGGUAUUAUCGUCAUCCUGUGCAAUCCUCCAUCUUUGGCCACCAGACUGGUGCAGCUUUCAGCGAUGAAAAUCCUCACGGUUGUUCAAUUAUGUAAUAUUUUUAAUUUUAUACCAAUAAGUGCUCUUCUUUAAUUACUCCUACAUGGGUAUAAAUGAAAAUGUGUAAUGCAAGAAACAAACGAGUUGUCUUUUUUUUU
This is a messenger RNA of Manihot esculenta (cassava), 847 nucleotides long. RefSeq names its product heavy metal-associated isoprenylated plant protein 28. Gene Ontology annotation, molecular function: metal ion binding. The record is from RefSeq and is a predicted model, not a curated record. The transcript is spliced from 3 exons. Lineage: Eukaryota; Viridiplantae; Streptophyta; Magnoliopsida; Malpighiales; Euphorbiaceae. The coding region runs from base 308 to 745 and encodes 145 amino acids.